UUUUUGUGGAAAAAACACACAUUUUCCCAGUUUAAAGAUCGGAAGUUUGUGUCGUGUGGGGUUUUUUUCCCGUUUAGUGCCCCGGCGUUUUGGACGAAUUUCCCAUCAUCAGUCACAGACCACGGAGACUCGACCGGAACCCCGAUUCGUCCGGGGAAAACCAUCCGGAGUUUUCCCGGGUGCGAGCAGCGCCGCUAUUUCGUAUCCAUUCAGCUACACGCCGGCCUUCGGCCUGAUUCACACGCUGGCAGCGGCAAAACGCGACGAAGACUGGUGCGAAUCCAGCGGUCCGGAAGACUACUGCGAAGACGACUUUAGGAUGGUGGAAACGUUUCGGAAGAAUCCGCCGCCUCAGACUACGGCGCAGUCCGGAUCCGGUUCGCUGUUCACGAUCGAAAGUAUUCUGAGUCGACCGGGAGCGGUGGCGCCACCUGCGCCUGCUCAGAUGCCAUUUCCCGGUACUGCGCAUGCUGGCGGACUCGCCUUUGGGCAUGGAGCAGGAUUUUCGCACGAGUUUUUCGCCAUGGCCUACCCCGGCCUCUACCCAGGCUAUGUGCAUGCGCUGGCCGCCCAAGCUGCGCAGGCCGCCUCUUUAAAUGCCGCCCAUCCCCACCACCACCAUCACCAUCAACCGCCCAAGCGGAAGCGGCGCCAUCGCACCAUCUUCAGCGAGGAACAGCUGGAACAGUUGGAGGCUACUUUCGAGCAAACUCACUAUCCGGACGUGGUGUUGAGGGAACAGCUGGCUUUGAAGGUCGAUCUGAAGGAGGAGCGAGUGGAGGUCUGGUUCAAAAAUCGACGGGCCAAAUGGCGCAAACAGAAACGGGAAGAACAGGAACGACUGCGAAAACUCCAGGAAGAAGAGGACUCAUCAAGGGUGCCGAUCGAUCCGAGGCGCAUGAUCGAACCGGCAUCAGUGCAACAUUUCAGCGAAGAGUCCUCUUCCGAUCUCGAAGUGGCUUAAGACGUGCAACUAUGACAGCUGACACUUGACAGUCCAAGUACCAAGUGACAUUUGGCAGCUGCACUGUCAAACCACGUUUGUUCGAUGUAUGUGCGAAAUGAGAGCCGACAGGUCGAUAUACAGGGUAGUACGUAGGCAUGCAGGUUAAUUUUGCAGAAUCUAGUCAAUUGUUGCGUUGUAUAUACAGACAAGUAUGUGUACAAAAUGUGUAAUAUAGAUAUACAGGCCGUAUUUCCAGUCGGGCAGUGUUGCCAAAGCAAAAAAAAUGGUUUGUCGAUUUGACAACACUGCCUCCAGUAGGCUGAGAUUUGCAAAUUGGGCAUUAGGCUGUAGUAGCGUUUUCUAAUCACAUAUCUAGACAUGUACUUUUUGUGCGGCGAAUGAAGCGAUACUGUGCGCCUGAGGAUGGUGAACGUUCGAAACGUUGCAGUUUUUUGUAAAUAGUGCCAAUAAACUUUUUUUUCUAAAA
Messenger RNA from Dendroctonus ponderosae (mountain pine beetle), 1433 nucleotides. RefSeq names its product homeobox protein goosecoid. The record is from RefSeq and is a predicted model, not a curated record. Gene Ontology annotation, biological process: regulation of transcription by RNA polymerase II. Lineage: Eukaryota; Metazoa; Arthropoda; Insecta; Coleoptera; Curculionidae. Gene Ontology annotation, molecular function: DNA-binding transcription factor activity, RNA polymerase II-specific; RNA polymerase II transcription regulatory region sequence-specific DNA binding. The transcript has 4 exons. Bases 320 to 964 code for a protein of 214 amino acids.